This is a messenger RNA of Myodes glareolus (Bank vole), 4080 nucleotides long. It is a transcript of the gene Camk2d, whose product is annotated as calcium/calmodulin dependent protein kinase II delta. NCBI's taxonomy places the organism in Eukaryota, Metazoa, Chordata, Mammalia, Rodentia, Cricetidae. Gene Ontology annotation, molecular function: calmodulin binding; ATP binding; calcium/calmodulin-dependent protein kinase activity. Gene Ontology annotation, biological process: protein phosphorylation. The record is from RefSeq and is a predicted model, not a curated record.
AGCCUCGGUGUCAGCGGUCACCCCUCCUGCGGGUCCCCCCUCGACCCCUUACUGGAGCACUCUGCCCCGCGGCCGCGGCGGCAGGAGGAGGAGGAGGAGGGAUCGCGGGCGGCGCGGGUUGGUCUGGCCACCUCGCCCCGUGCCCCGCCCCUGCGCGCACUCCCUCGCGGGCGAGCUACUUUCGGACAAGGAAAGUGAGGGCGGCCCCGGGUGACAGCGCGGCGGCGCCAGUCCCGGGAAGCCGCGUCUGUUCGCGUGUCGCCCGUCGCGCUGCCAGCGGCACACUGCCCAGACCCCGCCAUGGCUUCGACCACCACCUGCACCCGGUUCACCGACGAGUAUCAGCUCUUCGAGGAGCUCGGAAAGGGGGCAUUCUCAGUGGUGAGAAGAUGUAUGAAGAUCCCGACGGGACAGGAGUAUGCUGCCAAAAUUAUCAACACCAAAAAGCUUUCUGCUAGGGAUCACCAGAAACUGGAAAGGGAAGCUAGAAUCUGCCGUCUUUUGAAGCACCCCAAUAUUGUGAGACUUCAUGACAGUAUAUCUGAAGAGGGCUUCCAUUACUUGGUGUUUGACUUAGUUACUGGAGGUGAACUCUUUGAAGACAUAGUGGCACGAGAGUACUACAGCGAAGCUGAUGCCAGUCAUUGUAUACAACAGAUUCUAGAGAGUGUAAAUCAUUGUCACCUAAAUGGCAUAGUUCACAGGGACCUGAAGCCUGAGAAUUUGCUUUUAGCUAGCAAAUCCAAAGGAGCAGCUGUGAAACUGGCAGACUUCGGCUUAGCCAUAGAAGUUCAAGGCGACCAGCAGGCGUGGUUUGGUUUUGCUGGCACACCUGGCUAUCUUUCUCCAGAAGUUCUGCGUAAAGAUCCUUAUGGAAAACCAGUGGAUAUGUGGGCAUGCGGUGUCAUCCUCUACAUCUUGCUGGUGGGGUACCCCCCCUUCUGGGAUGAAGACCAGCAUAGACUGUAUCAGCAGAUCAAGGCUGGAGCUUAUGAUUUUCCAUCACCAGAAUGGGACACAGUGACUCCUGAAGCCAAAGACCUUAUCAACAAAAUGCUUACCAUCAACCCUGCCAAACGCAUCACAGCCUCUGAGGCUCUAAAACACCCAUGGAUCUGUCAACGUUCUACUGUGGCUUCCAUGAUGCACAGGCAGGAGACCGUUGACUGCUUGAAGAAAUUUAAUGCUAGACGGAAAUUGAAGGGUGCCAUCUUGACAACUAUGCUGGCUACGAGAAAUUUUUCAGCAGCCAAGAGUCUGUUGAAGAAACCUGAUGGAGUAAAGAAAAGGAAGUCCAGUUCGAGUGUUCAGAUGAUGAUAAACAACAAAGCCAACGUGGUAACCAGCCCCAAAGAAAAUAUUCCUACCCCGGCGCUGGAGCCCCAAACUACUGUAAUCCACAACCCUGACGGAAACAAGGAGUCAACCGAGAGCUCAAACACCACGAUUGAGGAUGAAGACGUGAAAGCACGAAAGCAGGAGAUCAUCAAAGUCACCGAGCAACUGAUUGAAGCUAUCAACAAUGGGGACUUCGAAGCUUACACAAAAAUCUGCGAUCCAGGCCUCACUGCCUUUGAACCGGAAGCUUUGGGCAACUUAGUGGAAGGGAUGGACUUUCACAGAUUCUACUUUGAAAACGCUUUGUCCAAAAGCAACAAACCAAUCCACACUAUCAUCCUGAACCCUCACGUGCAUCUGGUGGGCGAUGACGCAGCGUGCAUCGCAUACAUCCGACUCACACAAUACAUGGACGGCAGUGGCAUGCCAAAGACCAUGCAGUCGGAAGAGACGCGCGUGUGGCACCGCCGCGAUGGGAAGUGGCAGAAUGUUCACUUUCAUCGUUCGGGGUCACCCACAGUACCCAUCAAGCCACCCUGUAUUCCAAAUGGGAAAGAAAACUUCUCAGGAAGCACCUCUUUGUGGCAAAACAUCUGAAAACCAUUCACAUUUGGGUCUUCUAAUUGUCAACAGUGCCACUUCUGCGUUCUGUUCUCAAGGCACCUGGAGGGAAACCCUGGGACGUCCUCUCCUCCUCUUCAUGCAUGUUUCUGAUGCAUGAAGUUGUGAAGGUUCUACAUGUAAUGCAUAUGUGACACAUCAUCGUAUCAUAUAUUCCUUCCUAUACGUUGUUUACACUCCAACUACUGGAUGGGAUGUUCCAUGCAAACUUAAAUUACCGUUGGCAACCUAUAGAGGGAGGUCAGACAAGAAAAUUCCACAAUAUUCCAAGUUCAACUGAUCCAUCAGGUUUCUCUGUUUAUGCCAAGAUUUAGAAGAUGUCGUUAAAAUUAUUGUUCUCUGAAUGACAGUUUGUGAGAGAAAAGUAAAUCUUUUGAGAACGCUGCCAUUAAUCUUUGGGGGCUUUUCAUUGGGAAUUUGGGUUUGAUUUUGUUUUUGUUUGUUUCUAAGGCUAAUAUGUAUGUACCUUCAGUUCCUGGUGUGAUCCUGGUAGAAAUGAAUGCUUUUCUCUGAAAGUGUUGGUGUUGUGUAAGUGGAGUGGUUAGGUGGGCAAAGCCUUGUGUGAUUGCAAGGGCAAGAAUCAGUUGGUGUUCUACCAUCAAAGCCAUGAUGAUUUGAGUCAAACUACAUACUGGGAAAAAUUAACAUCAUUUGCAAGUUUGAUUGCUUUCAGAUAAGCACAAUUCUGGUGAACACUUGACACUGAUUUUGCUUUUUUCUUUCUCAAAUCUGUAUUCUGUUGUUUUCGUUUUGUAAUAUUUGUUUGCUUUUAAUUUUUCCUAUUCUCUCUAUCUAUCUAUCUAUCUAUCUAUCUAUCUAUCUAUCUAUCUAUCUAUCUUUCUAUCUGUUGGUCUGUCUGUCUUUCUGUAGCUGGUAGUGUGUAAAAAUAACAGUAAAGUUUGCAUAUGAAGGUAAAAAUAGAAAUCAAGGUCUUUUGGAAGAAGCUAAAACUAGCACUUCCUGUCUUUUCAGGGCCCGCGGAGUUGUUAUAAGAUUUUAAAUAAAGGUUUUUAAUUCAGCUUAGGCCACCACUUGUGCAUAGGUAUCCUAGCUAGGUUAAGAGCAUUGGAAGUGUUGAGACUUGUGCUAACAGCAGUAAGAGCCUACAACAAUGUCCUGGUUCUCUACCGACUAGGGAUAUGGUCUGAAGACCAAGUAGAGGGUGACCAGAUUGGCAUACAGAGCACUUGCCUGGACCUGGUGUCACGUGAGAGCCUUGACUGCCUCGCUCUCUCUAGCUAGUACCGUGAGGGAUAUUUUUUAUCCUCGUUGUGUUUGAAUUUGAUCUUUAUGACGUGUGCAGUCCUAGCUUCUCUCUUGAGUCACAGUGUCAACUUCCUGCCAGGAGCUAGAGUUUUUCCAGAUUCAAGCAAAGAGGAAAAGGAAAUGCCCCAGUUUUCUUUGCGGUUCUCAUUUGUUCUUUGUUGAUUCAGUCCUGGUGAGGCUGUUUCUCCACACUGAAAUGCUUUGUGGUGCAUGGACUCUCCGUCAGCAUUACUUCAACCGUAGCUACUCACAGUCCUCAAAAGCCUAUUUUUAAAGCGGAAGCAAGAAGCAAAAAGAAAACACCCCCCUCCCCUCUUUUUUCUCAUUUCACCUUUUGGUGUUGAUUGCUAAUCACUUUAGAUAUUGUUGCUAGUGAAUGUAUGGUAGAUGGGUUGAAGCUUUUCUGAUAAUUACAUGAUUUAAAACAAUAUAUAUUUAAAAUGAAUAUAUACAGUAAAUGUAUUGAGCCGUGUUAACCUGCCAAUGAGAUCUGUGAAAAACGUAAUGGCCUCACUUUUUCCCUUUUUAAUUUCUUUUAUCUUUCUGUGAAGCAGCUAUACGUGGCUUACAUGUAUUUAAAGACACAAAUAGUGGUAGGAUUUUUUUUUCUCUUUUUGUACACUUUGAACUUAGCAUGUGGUGUUGAAGUAUUACAUAGAUCCAGUCUGUCUUCUGCACUAAGAUGCGAGGAAAUUGUGACUUGCUCUCUCCAGCACAGUGGAAUCACACGUUCAUCACCUUCCAUUGUUUGGAAAAUACUGCAGUUUACCAUGGGACACUGUAUAUAUUUCUUGCCAUAAUGGUAAAUGACUGAUUGAUAUAUUUAAGAGUUAAUAAAUUUGUGAUUUCUGCUGA